GCUAUCAAUCCAUUCCACCGAAGAUAGUGAAGGUGUUCUGACGGGUUUUACUUCUCUACUGGCAAUUGCAAUGGAACGUUGGGAAGGAAAAGUUGCCGUGGUAACUGGGGCAAGUUCAGGUAUCGGCGCUGCAGCCACAAAGGCCCUGGCUAAAGCCGGAAUGAUUGUCAUCGGGUUGGCUCGCCGAGUGGAGCGUGUGGAAGCGUUGAAACUGGAACUGGAAGAUUCGAUCCAACACCGUUUGAAUGCAGUCAAAUGCGAUGUUUCGAAGGAGGAAGAUAUUCUGAAGACUUUCAAGUGGAUUGAGGAAAAGUUCGGUGGGGUCGAUGUGCUGAUCAAUAAUGCUGGCAUUUUCCGGAAGACUCAGCUGUUGAAACCAGAUAACACAACCCAGUUGAGAGAGGUAAUGGAUACUAACGUAAUGGGGUUGGUUUUAUGUACUCGAGAAGCCUACCAAUCGAUGAAGAAGCGAUCGAUUGAUGGUCACGUUAUUCAUAUUAACAGCGUCGCUGGACAUAAUGCUAGCUUUCCCGGCGUGAAUAUAUACUCGGCGUCUAAAUUUGCUGUAACAGCAAUCACCGAAACAAUGCGAAACGAGUUUAGAAGCGAAGGUACCAAAAUUAAGGUUACGAGCAUUAGCCCCGGUGUUGUAAAGACUGAAAUUCUGCCACAAGAAAUGCUUACGCAAGAUAUUCCGAUGCUAGAGGCAGAUGAUAUUGCUGACGCUAUUUUGUAUGUGUUGGGAACGCCUCCCAGAGUCCAGGUUCAUGAGUUAACAAUAAGGCCUGUUGGUGAGGCUUUUUGAUAUGAACUUUAUAACUUAUACUACCAGUAAUCAGUAUUUUGGACAACAAAAAUAUCGGCAGCCUAGCCAAACAAAUAUAUUUAAUAAAACAUAUCUUACACCUAUCAAGUCGCCCCCAAAGGGAGGCUACUUUACACCAAAAAGAUGUUUUUCAAAAUGAUAACUUCGUGAUUUAUUGUUAUCGAUUAUGCUCGUCAUUUAUGUGUAAAUGCAAAUGAAUGUCGUAACUGCACAAGAACUGCGUACCACGCAUCCAAUAACCUUGUUUUUGGAGAGUCAAUAAAUCCUACAAUAAAAAACAACAA
Messenger RNA from Topomyia yanbarensis, 1110 nucleotides. Its product is annotated as farnesol dehydrogenase-like. The record is from RefSeq and is a predicted model, not a curated record. Bases 71 to 805 code for a protein of 244 amino acids. The transcript has 2 exons. Lineage: Eukaryota; Metazoa; Arthropoda; Insecta; Diptera; Culicidae. Gene Ontology annotation, molecular function: oxidoreductase activity.